AUGGGUGACCUGGUGGUACUGGACAACCUGGUGGCCAACACAGCCUACCUGAAGGCUCAGCAGAUAGAUCGCAAAGAGCUGAGAAAGUGGCGGCUCAGCCUGACGCUGCCCAAACCAAAGAAGUCCUCUGCUCCCCAGAUGGCUACAGGAAAGAAGUAUGAGUCACUGUGUGAGCAACAGCCUAUUGGAAGGAAGUUGUUCCAGCAGUUUCUCCUGUCUUCUAACCCGCAGUAUGUGGCCGCCUCUGAGUUCCUGGAGGAGCUGAGUGCCUGGAGCUUUGCUGAUGAUGAAACCAGAGACAGGGCCAAACAGACAAUCUUGACUAAGUUCUGUCAACCCGAUUCCAAGAGUUUUCUCUCCUACCUUACAGGAGAGGAUGCUGCGAUAUGCAAGUAUUUGUCAGAAAAAAACUUUGAUGAGGUGAUGAUGGACCAAAUAAGGGAAGCCACAAGGGGCUUCCUGAAGGGGAAACCUUUCUCUGACUACCUGAAAAGCCCCUUCUUUUAUAGGUUCUUGCAGUGGAAGGAGUACGAGAAGCAGAAGAUCAAUGACAAAUACUUUUAUGAGUUUAGGACUUUAGGAAAAGGUGGCUUUGGUGAGGUGUGUGCAGUGCAAGUGAAACACACAGGCCAAAUGUACGCCUGCAAGAAGCUGGACAAGAGGCGCCUGAAGAAGAAAGGUGGCGAGAGGCUGGCUCUUCUGGAGAAACAGAUCCUGGAGAAGGUCAACAGCCUCUUCAUCGUAAACCUGGUUUACGCUUACGCCAACAAGACCCACCUGUGCCUGGUCAUGGACCUCAUGAAUGGAGGAGACCUCAGGUUUCAUAUCUAUGAGCUCGGGGAGCGGGGUAUCCGUAUGGAGCGUGUUGUUUACUACGCAGCCCAGAUGACCACUGGGAUCCUCCACCUGCACUCUAUGGACAUUGUGUACCGGGAUAUGAAGCCAGAAAACGUACUGCUGGAUGGUAAAGGACAGUGUCGGCUGUCCGACCUCGGAUUGGCUGUGGAGCUGCCAAAGGGCAAAAUGAUCUGCCAGAAGGCUGGUACGACUGGCUACAUGGCUCCUGAGAUUCUGAGGCAGGAACAUUACCGCACGUCUGUGGACUGGUGGGCUCUUGGCUGCAGCAUCUAUGAGAUGGUAGCUGCCCGUUUGCCCUUUAAAGACUUCAGAGAAAAGGUGCAGAUAGAGGAGGUGACUCGCCGUACUCUGGAAGACGAUUGCAAGUUUGCGCACAAAUGCUUUGAUGCUCCAACCAAAGACAUUAUCAGCAGCUUUCUCAAGAGGAAGGUGGGGCAUCGCCUCGGCUCACUUGAGAAGGCUGGUGGCGACCCACGAAACCACAUGUUUUUCAAGAGUAUCAAUUUCCAUCGUCUGGAGGCUGGGCUGAUGGAGCCCCCCUGGGUGCCAAAGUCCAACGUGGUCUACGCCAAGGACACGGACGAGUUCAUGGAGACCUCUGAGGUCCAGGACAUUGAGCUUGAUGCCAAGGAUGAGAAUUUUUUUAAGGAGUUCAGCACGGGCGCAGUUUCCAUCCAGUGGCAGAAGGAGAUGAUUGACUGCGGAGUGUUUGACCACCUGAACGACCCCAAACUGAACGGACAAGACUGUGAGACUGCGUGGAAAUCCAGAAUGUGCAUCAUCCUGUAG
Xiphias gladius (swordfish) is the source of this 1647-nucleotide messenger RNA. RefSeq names its product G protein-coupled receptor kinase 7b (gene grk7b). Bases 1 to 1647 code for a protein of 548 amino acids. Gene Ontology annotation, molecular function: ATP binding; rhodopsin kinase activity. The transcript has 5 exons. The record is from RefSeq and is a predicted model, not a curated record. Gene Ontology annotation, biological process: regulation of signal transduction; protein phosphorylation; signal transduction. Gene Ontology annotation, cellular component: cytoplasm. Lineage: Eukaryota; Metazoa; Chordata; Actinopteri; Istiophoriformes; Xiphiidae.